Molecule: messenger RNA, 3144 nt
Organism: Spea bombifrons (plains spadefoot toad)
Lineage: Eukaryota; Metazoa; Chordata; Amphibia; Anura; Pelobatidae
Exons: 24
Coding region: 1-3144 (1047 amino acids)
Source: RefSeq, a predicted model, not a curated record
AUGCGUCAUUGCCUUAGCGAUGAGUUGGUGUUCAGCGCGAGGAGCCGCGGUUCCCAAGCCUGUCCUCAGGAAGCACUAACGGACCAGAACCUCGGGACGCGCUUGCUCGCCAGUGAGCAGCACCGUUUAGUAAUCAGGAGCCAGACAGAGGAUCGUUUUCCAUACUUUGACAAAAUCACCAUUCUCAUGGCGACCUUGCCUUUGCCAGACUACUUCCGAGCCUUUGAAAAUCCAGAGCAGAUAGACCCCUGUCUUUCUGCCGCAGAACACGUGCUGCCAUCCAGUGGCCAUGUUUGGAAUAUCAGUUGCACUUGCUUCUACCUUAGCCGCUGCACACCUGACACCUAUGAAUCCUACAUGCUGCGGGUCAGUCUGACAAAUGCUGUCCAACAGAAUGUGGAAUUCAUACACCGUAUUCAAGACAAGACCACCAUUGGGUUGAUGUUCUUGAUUGUCUUGGUGACUGAAGUCUGGACACAGCAACUAUCAUCUGCAGACUUUGUUUCCCAAUGCAAGAGAUCUCUGGUGCGGAUCGAUCUGGCAGCUGGUGCUGUGCUUAAUAAACAUGUAGCAUUUUCAGCCAUUGAUCAGUUUGGAAGGGCCUUUGAGGUUGGUAAUGAAUUGGCUUCACGGUGUGGAUACACAAUCACGUAUGAUGAGUGGGGAAAUAUUGUUUUUAGGGCAUCUCUUCUCAGCUGUUACACUCAGAUUGGGAAUGACAGCCAUUUCACAGUGACGAUAAGAAUAGAUAUCACUCCAACUUCCAGCAUGAGAGCCCCGGAGAGCUACAUGAAACAAGUUCGCUGCCCCUAUGUGUGGGAGGCUCGUGAAAUACUCUGUGAGACAAACUACAUGGAGGUGUCUGUUAGAAGAAAAAUCCCAGUGAUUGCUGAAAGCGUGUUCCAGGAUGAGCCGGAGGACUGGUCCAAUGCCUUUCCAGAGGCAAUAUCAGGACUAAUGUCAAUCUGGCAAGUGGUGUUCCACCUUACCUCAACUCGGAAGGCGAUGCUGGUCAAAGAUGCCCAAAGUCUUGGCUAUGGCAUAAAUACAACAGAAUCAAGGAUCCUUCUUAGAGCUCCCUAUAACACUACUGAAGCUCAAGUGCAAAGGGUUGCCGGAGUAGGAUUUACUUCCGUACGAGCCACUAUAUUUUACAAACAACGAUGGGUCAUUCUUCUGGUUGACACGGCUGUGGCCUGCCCAGUAGAUGAUGUAAAGCAUUCAGAGGGGAUAAUCACUUGGACUGUCCCAAAGAACAUUCCACCUCUGCUUAUCGGUGCCAGCACAGUGGGUAACAGCCGCACAGAGGUCGGUGUGGACCUCACCACGCUGACGGCGAACGAGCUGCUCCGAAGGAGUUAUGUGGUGGUGGAUGACAGCAAGGCCACUACAGUCACUGUACCUUUGGGGGCAGAAGGUGGCUAUUAUAAGAGUCAUGUUGCCAAUGGAGAAUAUGGUGUAACUUACCAUAUCAGGCCGUUCAUUGAAAAUUUAUGGGAAGACAACAGGUGGGGCGUAACAAAAUACACCAUUAUUAAGGAUAUCAUAUCACCUUUUCUUCGUCGGCCUCCUAUCGUAACAAAUGAAACCAUGAAAGGGACUCAAAUAUUUAAUGUCACAAUUGGAACCUUUCUUCCUGAUGUUCUGCUGGUUAACCUGACAUUUGAGCGGCUUACGUUGACCAUAGACGAGGCCGUUAAACUGGGCUAUACAGUAUCAACGCGGCAACAACCAAAUGGAAAUGUCACCUUUAUAUUAAAAGUUCCAUUCAACGAUACAAAUGUGAAAAAAGAGUAUAUCCCAGAAUAUACCAGCGUUUACACGUUAAACGUUACAUUUGGCUUCCUUAUCGUUCCAAAUAGAGAGACUUUCACCGCAACGGCCAUAAUCACAGCCAUCAGAGAUGCUGUGCCUCCUAGGGUCAAUGGAUCUUGUGCUGGAAAUAGCUUGACGCUGUUUGUUACGCGUGGAACCGUUGCUGAAAAAUGGGUUCCUUACAUCAAAAAUCAACCUGUGACGCCUGAGCAUGCGCAAGCCAAUGGAUAUCUUUACAGUACAGAUAAAACAAACUUCACGGUUUCAGUACCUGUCUCGUCAAAGCUGGUAAACUAUGAUGAAGUUGGCCCCAAGGGCAUCAAAGUAACCCUCCCAUUGACUCUAAAAGAUGGCCCCGAUGGACCCACAAUGUAUGAGUCUAGUAUAUCGUGCAUAUAUUCUGCUCCCCAGCUGAUCACGUGUUCUCCAAAUGGUACCAUGACUGUUCUAGUAAUGAAGCUUUCAUCAAUACCAGACAUGGAAUUGUCUAACCUUCGUCUAAGGGAAGCAUCAUGUAGACCUACUGCGUUUACAGAGACAAAUGCAGUCUUUAGCUUUCACGUGAACAAAUGUGGAACCUCAAGGAAGUUCAUAGGUAACACAAUGAUUUAUGAAAACGACGUAUUAUACUUCAGGCCUGGAACUACAGUUGCUGCUUUUACGCUUCAGAUCUCCUGUACGUACACAGUGAAUAACACCAUAGUGUCAAACUAUGGCUUUAUAGAAAACCCAACACCCGGUGCACAGACUGCUUCUGCUACACUUACUUUGGUUUUAAGGUUAAGUAAAGAUGUCACAUACACUGCAUUUUAUGGAGAUCCAGAGUACCCGGUGGCUAAGUAUUUGAGAGACCCCCUGUAUUUUGAAGUUGAACUCCUACAAAGCCAGGAUCCCCGGCUAGAAGUCUUCUUGGAACACUGUUGGGCAACUGCAUCACUUGAAAGGAGCAGCUUACCAAAGUGGGAUGUUGUAGUUAACAGCUGUGAAUACUUGGAAGCCUACAACACAAUCUUCCAUCCGGUGAAUGCAGACUCGAGAGUAAGAUUCCCAACACAUCUUAAGCGAUUCGAAGUAAAGAUGUUUACAUUUAUGCAAGCAGACAAAGCUUACUUGGGACAGAUCUAUUUCCAUUGCAGUGUUAUUAUUUGUAAUGCGGAGGCGCUCUCCUCUGAUCCACUCUGCAGUAGAUCAUGCAUCCCAGAGAAGCAGCGUAAGGGACGAAGUGUGGACUCUGGAAAUGCAGAACAUGGAUUUGUAUCAUCUGGACCUCUCCUGCUGGGAUCUGAGGCCAGGCUGCGUUCCAUUCCACCUUAUCACUGGCCACAGUAA